Molecule: messenger RNA, 1017 nt
Organism: Ramularia collo-cygni
Lineage: Eukaryota; Fungi; Ascomycota; Dothideomycetes; Mycosphaerellales; Mycosphaerellaceae
Exons: 3
Coding region: 1-1017 (338 amino acids)
Source: RefSeq, a predicted model, not a curated record
AUGUCCAUCACCACCGUAGAGCAAGCCCAUGUUCUCACCGUCCAAGGUCCAUCGCAGGCCCUAAAAGUUGACGGAACCGAUCCGACCUAUGGGGAUUGGAGAGAUGACCUCGCCCGUGACGGAUUCGCAGUGAUCAAAGGAGCUGUUCCCCGAGCGAAUGCGGAUAAGUAUGCCGAUGCCAUGUACAGUUGGCUCGAGGGAUUCAACCUGGGAUUCGACCGAAACGAUGUGUCGACCUUCCACAAGGAUAAGCUGCCGCACAUCACAGAGAAAGGCAUGUGUUUGCAGUACGCAGUGACUCAUGAAGACUUUGCAUGGGCCAUUCGAAGUGAGCCCGGUGUGGUGGAAGCUUUCGAAAAGGUGUACAACACCGCGGAUCUGAUUGUAUCGUUCGAUGCAAUCAAUUUCACCUUGCCCCGCGAGGACAUUGCCCCGAAUGUACCAUGGCCGCAUCAAGACCAAGAUCCUCUCAAGCCGGGAUUUCGAUGUCUUCAGGGCCUUGUAAAUCUACUUCCCAAUGGACCCGAUGACGGCGGCCUCAUUGUUUGUAAAGGCGCACAUCUUGCGUCUGAGGAAUACCAUCGUGUCUUCAAAGACGAGGCUAGGAUUCCAGCAUGGACCAACGAGUGGUUCGGAUUUACCGAAAAUGGCAUGAAGUGGUUCGAGGACAACGGAUACCAAUGGGAGAAAGUGUGUGCCGAACCUGGCGACCUUUUAGUUUGGGACUCGCGGACUCCGCAUUACAAUCUCAGCUCCAAGACAUCCCAGCCUCGGUUUGCAGUGUACACCUGCUUCAUGCCAGUUGAGCAGGCCACGCAGGAAGAUCUGAUCGGGAAGAAGGCCGCCUUUGAGAAGUAUCUUGGYACGACGCAUUGGCCCAAUGCUCGUCACAUCGGCUCGAAUCUGGCGAAGAGGAACGGAGAGGAAGAUCCGCACAAUCGGUUUGAGCCCGUGAACAAGCCCGUGCUUGAUGAGAGAGCAUUCAAGUUGACGGGUAUUCCGUACAUCAAGGCGUAG